Molecule: messenger RNA, 6568 nt
Organism: Periophthalmus magnuspinnatus
Lineage: Eukaryota; Metazoa; Chordata; Actinopteri; Gobiiformes; Gobiidae
Product: neurexin-1a-like
Exons: 23
Coding region: 734-5239 (1501 amino acids)
Source: RefSeq, a predicted model, not a curated record
ACCAGAUUGUACCUUCUCCUCCGCUGAAGAUAACGGGAUUUUCUCCACUGCGCACCGGCGCCGGAGCUUCCAUCCAGCCGCUCCAACUGGCUUUGCGUCUUUUUCCCUUUUGUCUUGAGUUUGUGUUUUUUGGACACUGGAAACUAACUUCAUACACGGAUUAUUGGAGCUUGCAUUGGGACUAAGGAGCUCUCUGACAGACAGCCUGCCUCUUCUCUCACGUCAGGUUGGUUACAUAUGGCAUUUUUACAGAGGAUGCAGGGUGAAGAGCCCCAGGCGAGGCUCCUAGAUCCUGACCAAAGAAAAGAGGCAUGAACAUGAAGCUGCUAUUUCACCUCGAGUGAAACCGGGUCUGACUGGCACCACAAGAGACACUUCCUCAUUACACAAAUUAGACCAACUGUGCCAAUGGAUUUUUGACUGCAGUUCAUUUUGAUGUAAACAGCCAUGGCAGAGAGGACCUUUAGACAGAGCCCAGUGUUCUGGAGCGAGCAGUGAGAGCUUUGGCAGUGGCCUGGCCUAUGUAAGGUAAUGAGAUUCGCUCCAGGGAACAAGUGGUGGCCAAGAGUCUUGCAUUGCAAAAACAUAGUAUUUAAGCAUUUCUUGUAAAAUGCACCUGUUAGCUCUGGUGUGCCCAUCUAGACAGGCUAAUUCCUAACGUCCUUAAUUACUGGAAAGAUAAAGUCAGAUUGAACCUAUUUAAUUUAGACUUCCUGUAGUUAGUGAUUCCAUCAUGGUCCUCCAGAAGCCCAGUGGUACCCAUGUUCUGUGGGUGGCCCUUGUAGUGUGUUGUUUGUUGGAGAUGAGUUCUUGUUUGGAGUUCUCUGGAGCUGAGGGCCAGUGGGCCAGAUUUCCCGUGUGGAACGCCUGCUGUGAGAGCGAGAUGAGCUUCAACAUGAAAACCAAGAGCUCCCAGGGGCUCCUGGUGUACUUCGAUGACGAGGGAUUCUGUGACUUUUUAGAGCUGCUCAUAGUCAACGGUAAACUCAGCCUUCGCUUCUCCAUCUUCUGUGCUGAGCCCGCCUCCAUCCUGUCCGACAUUGCGGUCAACGACAGCCAGUGGCACAGCGUGACAAUACGGAGAAACUUUAAGAACACCACUCUGGUCGUGGACAGUGAGGUGAAGUGGGUGGAGGUGAGGUCGAAGCGGAGGGACAUGACCGUGUUCAGUCACCUGUUUGUUGGGGGUAUACCUCCGGAGUUACGCUCGGUCGCCCUGAGGCUCACGUCUGUGGUGGUGAAGGACCAGCCUCCGUUCACGGGGUGGAUAACCAACAUCACAGUCAACAGCACCGAGGCCCUGCUGGUCAAUAGUGAGGGAGUCCUGCAGGAUGUGUGUGGUACUGCAAACAUGUGCUUAAACGGAGGAGUGUGCAGCCUGAUCAACGAUGAGCCCACCUGCGACUGCUCCCACACCGGCUACCAGGGCAAGGACUGCAGUGAAGAAGACGACCCAAACGAAGGUCUGGCACACCUGAUGAUGGGCGACCAAGGGCAGAGAGGGGAAUCUUGGCUUCUCAGGUCCCUGCUGAGCAUUCAAGGUAAAGAAGAGUACGUCACCACCUUCAAAGGAUCCGAGUUCUUCUGCUACGACUUGUCCUUGAACCCCAUUCAAAGCAGCAGUGACGAAAUCACGCUGUCCUUCAAAACCCUGCAGAGGAACGGACUGAUGCUCCACACCGGCAAAUCGGCCGAUUACGUCAACCUGGCCCUGAAAAACGGAGCCGUGUCUCUCGUCAUUAAUUUGGGUUCUGGGGCCUUUGAAGCGCUGGUGGAGCCGGUCGCUGGGAAAUUUAAUGACAAUGAUUGGCAUGAUGUGAAAGUAACAAGGAAUCUCCGUCAGCACUCAGGCAUUGGACACGCUAUGGUAACGAUAUCCGUGGAUGGGAUUCUGACCACCACCGGAUACACUCAGGAAGACUACACCAUGUUAGGCUCCGAUGACUUCUUCUACGUUGGAGGCAGCCCAAGCACCGCUGACCUGCCUGGAUCUCCGGUCAGCAAUAACUUCAUGGGCUGCCUUAAGGAGGUUGUGUACAAAAACAACGACGUGAGGCUGGAGCUGUCCCGUCUGGCCAAACAGGGCGAUCCGAAGAUGAAAAUCCACGGCACCGUAGCUUUUAAAUGCGAGAACGUGGCAACCCUCGACCCCAUCACCUUUGAGACCCCCGAGUCUUACGUCAUCCUCAACAAGUGGAACGCCAAGAAGACCGGCUCUAUCUCCUUUGACUUCAGGACCACCGAGCCGAACGGACUGCUCCUCUUCAGCCAUGGAAAACCCAAGCAGCCGCCAAAGGACGUGACGCCGGUCAACCCCCAGUCUCUCAAAGUGGACUUCUUUGCCAUUGAGAUGUUGGAUGGACAUUUGUAUCUGCUGCUGGACAUGGGCUCUGGGACUACCAAGACGAAAGCGGUCAACAAGAAGGUGAACGACGGAGAGUGGUACCACGUGGACUUCCAGCGAGAUGGCAGAUCAGGUACCAUCUCCAUCAACACACUGCGCACAGCCUACACCGCCCCUGGGGAGAGUGAGAUCCUGGACUUGGAUGAUAACCUGUACCUUGGCGGGCUGCCUGAGAAUAAGAUGGGGCUGGUGUUUCCUACGGAGGUGUGGACCGCUCUGCUAAACUACGGCUACGUGGGCUGUAUAAGGGACCUGUUCAUCGAUGGACAGAGUAAGGACAUCCGACGCCUGGCUGAGGUGCAGAAGGCCGCAGGGGUCAAACCGUCCUGCUCCAAAGAGCCCAUGAAACAGUGCCUGAGUAACCCGUGUCAGAACAACGGCAUCUGCAGAGAGGGAUGGAACCGCUACGUGUGCGACUGCUCUGGGACGGGAUACCUCGGACGCUCCUGUGAGAGAGAGGCGACCAUCUUGAGCUAUGACGGCAGCAAGUUCAUGAAGGUGCAGCUGCCCGUGGUCAUGCACACGGAGGCCGAAGACGUCUCCCUGCGUUUCCGUUCCCAGAGGGCGUACGGCAUCCUCAUCGCCACCACGUCCCGGGACUCUGCCGACACCCUGCGCCUGGAGCUGGAGAGCGGACGAGUGCGGCUCACUGUUAACCUAGAUUGUAUCAGGAUUAACUGUACCUCCAGCAAAGGCCCAGAGACUAUAUUUGCGGGUCAGAAUUUGAACGAUAAUGAGUGGCACACUGUGAGAGUGUUCAGGAGGGGAAAGAGUCUCAAACUGACCGUGGACGACCUGCCGCCUGUGGAAGGUCAGAUGGCGGGCGACCACACUCAGCUGGAGUUCCACAACAUCGAGACGGGCAUAGUCACAGAGAAGCGUUUUAUGUCCAUGGUUCCCUCCAACUACAUCGGCCACAUCCAGAGCCUCUCCUUCAAUGGCAUGGCCUACAUCGAUUUGUGCAAAAACGGGGACAUCGAUUACUGCGAGCUGAACGCCAUGAUCGGAUACAAGAACAUCAUCGCAGACCCCAUCACAUUCAAGUCCCGCUCCAGUUAUGUGACGCUGACCACGCUGCAGGCCUAUUACUCCAUGCACCUGUUCUUCCAGUUCAAAACCACCUCGUCCGACGGGUUGAUCCUGUACAACAGCGGAGAUGGGAAUGACUUCAUAGUGGUGGAGCUGGUCAAAGGGUACCUCCACUAUGUGUCCGACCUCGGCAACGGAGCUCAUCUCAUCAAAGGCAACUCCAAUAAACCUCUGAAUGACAACCACUGGCACAACGUGAUCAUCUCCAGAGACACCAACAACCUGCACAUGGUCAAGAUCGACACAAAGAUCACCACACAGACCACCACAGGGGCCAAAAACCUCGAUCUGAAAGGAAACCUGUACAUUGGAGGUGUGUCCAAAGAGAUGUACAAAGAGCUGCCCAAACUGGUGCACGCCAAGGAGGGCUUCCAGGGCUGUCUGGCCUCAGUGGACCUGAACGGGCGCCUCCCAGACCUCAUGUCCGACGCACUGGACUGUGUGGGCCAGAUAGAGAGGGGCUGUGAAGGUCCCAGUACCACGUGUCAGGAGGACUCUUGUGCCAACCAGGGUGUGUGUCUGCAGCAGUGGGAGGGUUUCAGCUGUGACUGCAGCAUGACCACCUUUGGAGGCCCCCUCUGCAACGACGCGGGAACCACGUACAUAUUUGGGCGCGAUGGAGGACUCAUCACCUACACCUGGCCUCCAAACGACCGCCCCAGCACCCGGGCUGACCGUCUGGCCAUCGGCUUCAGCACCCACCUCAAAGAUGCCGUCCUGGUGCGAGUGGACAGCUCCUCUGGGCUCGGAGACUUCCUCAAGCUUCACAUUGAAAGGGGGAACAUCGCAGUUGUAUUUAACGUGGGCACAGACGACAUAAACAUAGAGGAGACGUCUAAGUUUGUAAAUGAUGGAAAGUACCAUAUAGUGAAGUUUACCAGGAGUGGUGGUAAUGCCACUCUGCAGGUGGAUGACCUGCCAGUCAUAGAGCGCUACCCCACAGGCAACAAUGAUAACGAACGCCUGGCGAUUGCUAGACAGCGAAUCCCAUAUCGACUUGGUCGAGUAGUUGACGAAUGGCUACUCGACAAAGGGCGGCAGCUUACCAUCUUCAACAGUCAGACCACUAUUCAGAUCGGAGGCUGGGAGCGCGACCGCAGCAGAUCCUUCCAGGGGCAGCUCUCGGGUCUGUACUACAACGGUCUGAAGGUCUUCAACAUGGCCGCCGAAGGGGACCCCAACAUUAAGAUCCAGGGCAGCGUGCGGCUAGUGGGAGAGUCGCCCUCCUCCAUCACUCCUCAGUCCAGCACCACGGCCAACCGCUCCGAGACCUCCACAUCCAUCAUGGAGAUCACCACGACAACCGCAUCCAGCCGCAGAGUCAAGCAGACCACGCCCCGGGAGCCACAGCAGACGACAGACGAUCUGUUGGUGGCGUCCGCUGAGUGUCCCAGUGACGAUGAGGACAUAGAUCCCUGUGAGCCGAGCUCAGGUGGGUUAGCCAACCCCACCGGUGCCAGCCCUAAAGGUUUCCCCGGACCAGCGGAGGUCUUCAGGGAGUCCAGCAGCACAACAGGGAUGGUGGUGGGCAUCGUAGCAGCCGCCGCGCUCUGCAUCCUCAUCCUUUUAUACGCCAUGUACAAGUACCGCAACAGGGACGAAGGCUCUUACCACGUGGACGAGAGCCGGAACUACAUCAGCAACUCGGCACAGUCUAACGGCACUGUCGUCAAGGAGAAACCGGUCAACACCGCAAAAACCUCGGGCAAGAACAAGAAAAAUAAAGAUAAGGAGUACUAUGUGUGAUACGAGGAACUUUCUAUACUGGAAUGACUUGACUCAAAAGACAAAUCAUGUGUACAGUAUAAACAAAGAUGAUAACACUAUUUAGUCAUUUAUUUCCUACGUCUUGGAAACUAAAUGAAGGGAAAUGACUUGAAGAGACUGUCUGAAAACUCUGGUUAGAAGUGAACAGAAGACCAAACAACAUUAUCCCAUAUGUUGCUUAGUUUGGCGUCACGAACAGCAUCAUCGAUCUCCUUUGCUCUUGGUACAAACAAGGGGGCACAGAUGCACUUUACAAAAAAGGGAGAUUCAGCAACUCAAUGUUUUCAUUUACAUUGCCUGUGUUUGUGUUGUUGAGACAUUUUUCUAGCCGAAGGAAAUAUUACAUGCAUAACUACGCCAAUCCGUGUUGGACUAAAAAAAAUAUGGGAGAGUGGAGAUCUAUGGAUGUCCAUGGGAUCAGCAGCUAAAAUACAGCCAGGAAAGACUUAGACUUGGCUGAGCUGCUGAGGUGGUACUAAGAUAAGACUGGGAUUACGGUUUCUUUCAAAAGACCACAUUUUAGAGGAACAAAAUGUCUAUUGUGCCAGUAAAGAAAUCUGGAUGCCUUUUCGUUUGAACUCCGAAUGGUGAGUUCUUUCAAUAAGUCCGGACAGAAGAGGAGGACGGGAGCCAGCCAUGCACGCAAAAUUAUCUUAAACCAGUACAUAUGUUUAUAUACAGUACAACCACCAAUCUAUAUGUGCUUUCUGGACUGUGACAAAGUGGUGUUUUAUAGCCUGUUGUAUAGAUGAUGCAAAACUAUAACUGCUCCUCGGACCAUUUCUUUUGGAAUAAAAUGGAUAAAACGUGGACAAAAAGAGAACAUAAGUGUUAUUAAAUGUUGCUAGACAUAGACAAUUUUAUGAAGACAUCUGCAUAAAGAGUUUGGUUUUUCAGUUGGGUAUUUCCUCCUAUUUUUACAUGUGUUACUUAUAUCAUUUUUAUACAAAACAGUAGCCAACCCAGUUCCCGCCAAAACAAACUGCAAAAUGCUGAUAAAACAUGGAGAGGUAUGGCAAAGUUGUGUGGCUGUCUUUCAAAGGGAUUCUGGUAGAAAACACUGCCUUCCUCUGUAUCCCCUGGUGCAACAUGAGUGAGAGAAUGAAUGGAUGUGUGCUAAUGUGCAAUGGCUACACCCAGGCCAGCUCCAAAUAAGAGUCCAUUUCAACUGUUCUGUGUAUGUUCUGUCAUUCUGUCAGUCACUUCUGCUUUCCAGAGACCUGUGCUUGGAAUGAGUAUGAGGAAAAUGACCAUGAACUAUAAAUGACGAUUAUCAAGGCUCUUUGUUUGCUCAUUUUUUUCUUUACU